AUGUCAGAUGAAUCACCUUCAACAAUGGCCAUAAACAAUGGACAUGAUAAGAGAAAAAUUAAAAUAUCCAAAGAUAAAGUGAAAUCAUCUUUUUAUUAUUCCGAUUUAGCUACAAGAUUUUUAGAGACAGAAGAUUAUGUAGAUAUAUCUGGUUUAGGAAGAGCAAUUUCAAAAGUUUGUUUAACAGUUGAAUAUUUAAAAUCAAAUAAUGUCAUUACAGUAAAAAAAAUACAGACAGGUAUGAAUUCAAGUGUAGAAUUAAUUGUCACUGUUGAGAAAGGUCCAAAUCAUUCGGAAUAUUUAAAGUCAAUGGAAGAGAGAAAGAAAUCACCUCCAAUGCAUGAUGAUGAUUGA
This is a messenger RNA of Heterostelium album PN500, 354 nucleotides long. RefSeq lists its product as uncharacterized. Gene Ontology annotation, cellular component: nucleus. The coding region runs from base 1 to 354 and encodes 117 amino acids. NCBI's taxonomy places the organism in Eukaryota, Evosea, Eumycetozoa, Acytosteliales, Acytosteliaceae. Gene Ontology annotation, molecular function: RNA binding. The transcript has 5 exons. The record is from RefSeq and is a predicted model, not a curated record.